AUAAAAGCGACUCCCCCAGAUUUGGGGCAGAAUUUUGGAAUUUUUUUAAUUUUUUUUUUUGCUGUUCGGGACCCUUUGCACCCCCGCAAUCGCCCCCUGACUAAACUUGUCCCCUCCGCCUCUCCGUACCUACCCACAAUCCCCUCUGCGCACCCCGGAAGCGCCUGCGCAGGGGGAACGGAUUCGCUGCCGCACCCACCGGAAGCGGCGCCGCGCACCGGAAGUGGGGGCGGCCUCGGGCGCCGCACCGGGGGCGGCGGCGAGAGCGGCCCGGCCCUUCCCAGUUCCGCCCCCGCCCCAUCCCAGCAGCGGGGCCGACCCCUCCCAGCAGCGGGGACCCCCCCGCGGCCAUGGCCGAGACCGCGGAGAGCGGCGGCGGCUGCGGCACCGCCACCGUCACCGAGAGCGGAACGGCGGAACCGGAGAACCGCAGCCUGACGCUGAAGCUGAGGAAGAGGAAGCCGGACAAGAAGGUCGAGUGGUCGAGCGACACCGUGGACAACGAGCACCUGGGCCGGCGCUCCUCCAAGUGCUGCUGCAUCUACGAGCGGCCGCGCGCCUUCGCCGAGAGCUCCUCGGAGAGCGAGGACGAGGAGGGGGAGGGGCGGGGGGGAGGGGCCGGGGGCGGGGCCGGGCGGGGUGGGGGAGGGCAGCUGCGCGCAUGCGCGCUGCAUCCGCGGCCACAAGCGGGGCCGGGGGCGCCGGGGGGAGGGGCAGGGCGAGGGGGAGGGGCCGCCCCUCCCCCACCCCGGGCACGCCGCCCCUCCCCCCCCCCGCGGCCAUGGAGCACUGAGCGACCCCUCCCCCACCCCGGGGGGGGGGAAAUUUGGGGCUGGAAACGGCGGGAGUGGAGUCCCAAAAUUCGGGAGUUCAGGGGUUAAAAUUCCAGGGUUUUAGUCCCAAAAUUCGGGAGUUCAAGGGUUAAAAUUCUGGGGUUUUAGUCCCAAAAUUCAGGAGUUUAAGGGUUAAAAUUCUGGGGGUUUUAGUCCCAAAAUUCGGGAGUUCAGGGGUUAAAAUUCUGGGGUUUUAGUCCCAAAAUUCGGGAGUUUAAGGGUUAAAAUUCUGGGGUUUUAGUCCCAAAAUUCAGGAGUUUAAGGGUUAAAAUUCUGGGGGUUUUAGUCCCAAAAUUCGGGAGUUCAGGGGUUAAAAUUCUGGGGUUUUAGUCCCAAAAUUCGGGAGCUCAGGGGUUAAAAUUCUGGGGUUUUAGUCCCAAAAUUCAGGAGUUUAAGGGUUAAAAUUCUGGGGGUUUUAGUCCCAAAAUUCGGGAGUUCAGGGGUUAAAAUUCUGGGGGUUUUAAUCCCAAAAUUCGGGAGUUUAAGGGUUAAAAUUCUGGGGGUUUUAGUCCCAAAAUUCGGGAGUUUAAGGGUUAAAAUUCUGGGGGUUUUAAUCCCAAAAUUCGGGAGUUUAAGGGUUAAAAUUCUGGGGGUUUUAAUCCCAAAAUUCGGGAGUUUAAGGGUUAAAAUUCCAGGGUUUU
Messenger RNA from Passer domesticus (house sparrow), 1474 nucleotides. RefSeq names its product protein phosphatase 1 regulatory inhibitor subunit 11 (gene PPP1R11). Gene Ontology annotation, molecular function: protein serine/threonine phosphatase inhibitor activity; protein phosphatase 1 binding. Lineage: Eukaryota; Metazoa; Chordata; Aves; Passeriformes; Passeridae. Gene Ontology annotation, cellular component: nucleus. The record is from RefSeq and is a predicted model, not a curated record.